Molecule: messenger RNA, 633 nt
Organism: Salvelinus fontinalis (brook trout)
Lineage: Eukaryota; Metazoa; Chordata; Actinopteri; Salmoniformes; Salmonidae
Gene: pnck
Product: pregnancy up-regulated nonubiquitous CaM kinase
Biological process (GO): peptidyl-serine phosphorylation
Cellular component (GO): intracellular anatomical structure
Molecular function (GO): calcium/calmodulin-dependent protein kinase activity; calmodulin binding; ATP binding
Source: RefSeq, a predicted model, not a curated record
AUGGCUCUGGUGAAGGAAUUCAGAAAGAAAGAAUAGGACAUCACAACAGUGUCUGAUCUGAGAGAGAAGCUGGGAGAGGGAUCCAUUUCUGAGGUGCGGGUGGCUCAGCACUGCCGUACCCUGAGACUUGUAGCUGUCAAGUGUAUCCGCAAGAGGGUGCUAAAAGGAAAAGAGGGCAUGUUGGAGAAUGAGAUUGCAGCGCUCCGUAGAAUCAACCAUCCCAACAUGGUGGCAAUGGAGGAGACCUUUGAGACAUCGUCAACACUUUCUCUUAUGACUCUGCUGUUUACAGGAGGCAAAUGUCUGGACCGUAUUCUGGAGAGGGGGAGCUACACAGAAGAUGCCAGCCCUGUCCUACUGCAGGUUCUGGAAACAGUCCAAUAACUCCACCAGCUGGGUAUCGUGCACAGGGACCAGAAUCCUGAGAACUUACUAUAUCAGACUUCGUCUAUAGAUUCCAAGAUUGUCAGUGACUUUGGCCUGUCCAAGUUGGAAGAGCAUGUGCUCACCACAGCAUGUGGACCCCCUGCUUAUGUGGCCCCAUAGCUUCUGCAGCAGAAAUUUUAUGACAAAGAGGUGGACCUAUGGGGGAGAUCACCUACAGUUGAAGUCGAAAAUGUCAUUGUGAGCUGA